GGGAUCACGUGUCCGGAGAGAUGGAGGAGGGGGGGACAUUGGAGAGAUAGGCCCUGCAUUGAAGAGCCGAGACAGGCAGAGGAGGGCUGCUUCUGCACUGAGGCCACCACAAGAUUUCACCUGGACCGAAACGCCUCCUCAGAAUUCUCCACUGCACAGCACUGCCAAAGUCUGCUUUAUUAAAUUGCCCUUUGUUGCAGGCAGCUAUGCAAAUCUCUAACAUCACUGUACCACUUCAUCACUCCCAACAGGAAAAAAUAACUGAAAUGUGUGCCAAUGCACCGCCCAGCGUUCAGUAAACCAGAAACAAACCCUUGGUUGGAUUUUUUUGUUUUUAGGUGAAAUGCCAAGAGUUUGUAGCCAGCUGAAAAGGAAACUGGAAAAAAAAACACUACUAAAACAUAUAAUUAAAAAAUGGUCAAACGUGUAUGCUACAAACUAUCAGAGGCCAGUAAAUAGCAGCAUCUAAUGUGUGCUGAUGGUGUGGAAGGGAGCACGUUAAAAUAGACAAGUCUGGGCAUUCAGCUGACAAAUAGACUUUACUGUGCACUGUGUGAACUGGGUCGUGAAAUUAAUUUACUUUUUUUCCCUUCAUGUCUUUUACUCGCUCUCUUCUCACUUCCUUAGAUGGUUUAAAUGCCAUUUAAAUCAUAACUUGGUGGUUGACUGGUUCUCGAAAGGAAAGAGGCAUGCCUGAUGUCUCUUACUUCAUCCUUACAAACUAUCAAAUAUAUUUGUAGGGCCAGUGAAAGGGCUGCAAGCAAACAAAAAACUGAGUUAAAACAAGAAAUUUGGUUUCUUAAACUACAUUGACCUCCCAAAACUUUUUGUAUCUUUUGACAUUUUGUCAAACUUGCUGGCAGUAUAAGACUUUUGCACUAGCAUUCAUAGUAGUAAAGCACUAGUGGCAGUGGAAAAUGAAUGUGCUGGUUUAUAAUCAGUGUUUUAGAAAAUAUAGGGGACACUCUAGCUAGCAGAAAAAUCAGCUGCUUCAAACUAACAUGGGAGAGCUAUUACUUCUGCACUACUGGUUAAUCGGAUCUAGGAAGGGACGUUGUGUAUGGGUGGUCCGCAUUUCUGAUCAUUCGUCUUUAAAGAAAAUUGUUGGCUGCAUAACCAAAAUAGGGUUAGCAAUAGCUGUACUGUAGGGUUGUAACAGGCAUUAAAAAAAAACAAAAAAAAACAUUUUUUUUUUUGCACAACUGGAUAAAUCUUAAAGCCGUUCAGAAGGAGAAGACGAAAAAAAAGUCGGCCUGGAAAAUUUGCACAGUUCAUGUGCCUUUUUGCUUCUGCUUUUUAUGCAAAUAUGUGUUGGCUGUAAGAACCUGCCAGAAUGUGACACAAUGUCAGAUAUAUGUUAAAGCAGAUGUGCAUUUGAAGGACAUCGGUGUAUGUACACGAAGCCUUAAAAUACUUGAAACCUUUACAAUCCUCUCCUUUGUGGGAACAUGUCUGUGAUCUUAUUGAGCAGGUCUAAUUUCAUCCUGGAACUGGAAUCUCAGGCUGUGUAAACUAUUGCAUAGUAACUUGUUGGUAAAGUAAACCAGGCAAGCAGAAAGGAAACCCGACCAGUAACCAUGACUUUCCAAAGGGAAACUAACCACACAACCUUCAUGGCAAGAAUCCAGACUGCUGGGUCAUUUUUUUAAGCCAAAUCACCAUCGUCAUUUUGUACAUGGAUAUCUGUUACUAUGCAUUAAGAGGACCUUUGUCAGAACUGACCUUAUAAAACACUGAAGGUCAGCUUUAACAUUUAAAGAACUUUGAUUAUUUAUUUAUCUUUUUUUUUUUUUUUACAUCUUUGAGGGUGUUAAUCUAAAACUUUGUGACAGCAUGCAUGCAUCCGUGGAGCAUGGGCCUGUGCUUUGCAGCGAUUCCAACAUAUUAUGCCUCUCUUGGAAGGGCAGGGUUCCAAAAAGUGAAAAGGAAAAGCCAGUGUGUCGGAGACGCUACUAUGAAGAAGGGUGGCUGGCUACUGGAAAUGGAAGAGGAGUUGUUGGAGUAACAUUUACGUUGAGUCAUUGUCGGAGGGACAGGAAUACACCUCAGAGGACCAACUUUAAUCUACGAGGGCAUAACAGUGAGGUGGUGUUAGUGAGAUGGAACGAGCCAUUCCAAAAGCUGGCAACGUGCGAUGCAGAUGGAGGGAUAUUUGUAUGGAUCCAAUAUGAAGGCAGAUGGUCUGUGGAACUGGUCAAUGAUCGGGGAGCACAGGUUAGUGACUUUACCUGGAGCCAUGAUGGCACUCAAGCUUUGAUCUCGUACCGCGACGGAUUUGUGCUCGUCGGUUCAGUGAGUGGACAGAGGCAUUGGUCUUCGGAGAUUAACUUAGAGAGUCAAAUAACCUGUGGGAUCUGGACACCUGAUGAUCAACAGGUGUUGUUCGGCACUGCAGAUGGCCAAGUUAUAGUAAUGGACUGCCAUGGCAGAAUGCUUGCUCAUGUUCUCUUACAUGAAUCUGAUGGUAUAGUGAGCAUGUCAUGGAAUUACCCAAGCUUCCUAGUGGAAGACAGCAGUGAAAGUGACACAGACUCUGAUGACUACUCACCUCCACAAGAUGGCCCUGCCGCAUAUCCUAUUCCAGUGGAGAACAUCAAGCCACUGCUUACAGUUGGAUUUACUUCUGGGGAUAUUAGUUUGAUGAACAACUAUGAUGACCUGUCACCAACCAUCAUCCGCUCAGGGCUUAAAGAUGUGGUAGUUCAGUGGUGCACACAAGGAGAUUUGCUUGCUGUUGCGGGGAUGGAGAAACCAAACCUUUUACCAGAUCUUGUCAAUGGUCCUUCUUUGAAGAGUGCUCUUAUAAAGUUUUAUAAUGUGCGUGGAGAACAUAUCUAUACUCUGGAGACUCCAGUACAGCGUCCUAUCACUUCCAUUUGCUGGGGCCAUAGAGAUUCCCGCCUUUUCCUGGCCUCUGGUCCGGCGCUGUAUGUUGUCCGUGUUGAGCACAGGGUUGCUAGUUUACAGCUUCUCUGUCAGCAAGCAAUUGCCAGCUCCUUACGUGAUGACAAAGAUAUCAGCAAACUAAUUCUGCCUCCUCGGCUCUGCUCUUACCUCACCACCGCCUUUAUACCUACCAUUAAGCCUCCCAUUCCUGACCCUAAUAACAUGCGAGAUUUUGUGAGUUACCCUACGUCGGGAAAUGAGAGGUUGCACUGCACUAUGAAGAGGACAGAGGAUGAUCCAGAGGUUGGAGGACCGUGCUAUACUCUUUACUUGGAGUACCUAGGUGGGCUGGUGCCUGUUCUCAAAGGGCGAAGAAUAAGUAAACUGCGACCAGAGUUUGUAAUUAUGGAUCCUAAAACAGAUGGAAAAACAGAUGAAAUUUAUGGCAAUGGAUUGAUCUCUGCAGUUAUUGACAGCUGUAAUUGCUCAGAUUCCAGUGAUAUUGAACUUAGUGAUGACUGGGCAGCUAAGAAAUCUCCGAAGGUUACAAGAGCUAGUAAAUCUCCCAAACUCCCCAGAAUUAACAUAGAAGCAAGAAAAUCCCCAAAGCUAUCCCGAGCCACUCAAGAAAUUACCAGGUCUCCUCGAUUACCUAUACGAAAACCUUCAAUUGGGUCACCAAGCCUAACUCGCAGAGAGUUUCCUCUGGAAGACAUUACUCAGCAUAACUAUCUUGCUCAGGUCACAUCCAACAUAUGGGGAACCAAGUUCAAAAUUGUAGGAUUGGCAGCUUUCUUACCAGCUAAUCUUGGGGCGGUUAUUUAUAAAACAAGUUUGCUACACCUUCAACCAAGACAGAUGACCAUCUACCUUCCAGAAGUGCGGAAAAUUUCAAUGGAUUAUAUUAAUUUGCCUGUAUUUAACACAAAUGUUUUCAGUGAAGAUGAAGAUGACUUACCUGCAACUGGAACCUCUGGGGCACCUGAAAACAACCCCCCUUGCACUGUGAAUAUCCCCAUUGCACCAAUUCAUAGCUCUGCUCAAGCUAUGUCACCAACUCAAAGCAUUGGCUUGGUUCAGUCUUUGUUAGCCAAUCAAAAUGUACAACUAGAUGUCUUGACCAAUCAAAUGGUAGCUCCUGCUCCUCCAGAUCAUCCAGUAGAAAAUGCUAUUCAGUAUUCAGCACCAAAUAGAUAUUCCAAUCCAGGGCAGGUCAUAUUUGGUGGAGUUGAAAUGGGACGCAUGUUACAACCCACUCAUCCUCCUUUACCACACCCAUCACUGGCUACUGUUCAGAUGCCGCCUGUUGAAAACAAUGAAAGAAACCAUGAGCAUCCUCAAAGGCCAAAACCAUUACGUCCAAUGCACCAGUUUGCAGAAGGAGAUGCUGUUGUUUUCACCACUGUUCAAGAAAUGCAAAUAAACAAACUAAACCCUCCACCUCCAUAUCCAGGAACUAUACCAGCUCCUCCAACUUCAGCUGCACCUCCACCACCAAUCCCUCAACCUCCUUUGGACCUCUGCCUCAAGAAGGGAGACUUUUCUCUCUUCACAAGUGGACACUACCAAACGCCUAUGGGAUAUGAGCGUAUAACAACAUUUGAUAGUAGUGGGAAUGUAGAAGAAGUGUGUAGACCACGGACACGAAUGCUCUGCACACAGAACACCUAUACUCUUCCAGGCCCAGGAAGUUCUGCAACCUUAAGGGUUUCUGCAACAGAAAAAAAGAUUAAGCAACCAUGCACCAGUGCUACAUUAAAUAGGUUGACUGUUCCACGUUAUUCUAUACCACCUGGGGAUCCACCACCAUAUCCUGAGAUUGCAGCACAGCUUGCUCAAGGAAGAAUUGCUUCUCAGAGAAUAGACAGCAGUCUUAUUCAUGCCACUCUGCGCAGAAAUAGUCGUGAAGCAACUCUUAAAAUGGCCCAAAUGACAGAUAGUCAAAGAGCAACACUGCAACAUCCUCCUAAAACAAAAAGCAAUGUUGUACCUGGACAGUAUCAACCACGGCCACCCACAGCAUUGUACACUUGCAGCCAAUGCAGCAGUGGUACUGGAGUAAUUAGCAGCAGUAUCAGUAAUCAUAGUGGCAAUUUCAGCACUAAUACCAUAGGAGCAGGAAAUAUCCGUCCUGAAUUAUCAACAGCUUGUGGUCCACAGCAGAGUACCGUUAUUGUUCACUCUGCCAGCACAGUCCCUUUAGCAUCUCAGUCGUCAUAUAAUUUAUUAAGUCCCCCUGAAAGCUGUCGAGACAGGACAGACUAUAUUAAUUCUGCUUUUACAGAAGAUGAAUCCGUUUCCCAACACUGCUCAGUAGAAAAGCAAACCAGGCAUUUAAAUCUGGCUGAGACAGGCCUUACAAUAAAGCGGCCUCCACCAUACCAGUGGGACCCAUUAGUAAGUGAAGAUGUAUGGGUUCCCCAAGAAAGGACAGCGCAUAAUACAUUGCCAAUGCCCCAGAGACCACCCCCUCUAAUCCUUGGACAAGGUCAGCAUUUAGAUUUGUCUCGUGUGCCAUUUAUUUCCCCUAAGUCACCCACCAGCCCUAUUUCAACAUUCCAGACAAAUUAUGGAGUUGGGAUGCCAUAUAGCAGUGGUUAUAAUGUCCCACCAUCUUUCCAGCAAAUACCGAAACCUUGCUCUCCAAAGGAAGCUUUACCUCCAGCACAGUUUGUGCAACAAGAGCCCACUAUAGUAGUACAGCCAGCAUACCCACCCAAUUUGCCUUGCUGUCCCUUGCCACCAAUGUAUCCAGGAAGUAGUAAUUGCAAUGGCUUGCAACUUCCUCAAGUGGCACUACACCCAUGGAACACAUACAGCCCAUGCCCACCAGCGCUGAGUUCACAGUCUACAUUACCACCGAAACCUCAUUUGGUGCCAGAGAAGCCUGUCAUAUCUCCAUCUCAGCCAGAGAUGCAAAAUAAUGUGGGCAGUGAAGUCAUGGUGGAAACUGCAGAUAACUUCCAGGAAGUUCUGUCAUUAACAGAGAGCCCUGUAGCUCAGAGAACUGACAAAUUUCCAAAAAAAAAUAGAAAACGUUUAGAUAGCAGAGCGGAAGAAGGAAAUGUUCAGGCUAUCACUGAAGGCAAGGUGAAAAAAGAAGCCAAGACCCUGAGUGACUUUAACUCUCUCAUAGCCAGUCCUAGGCUUGGAAGAGAAAAAAAGAAGGUUAAGAGUCAAAAAGAUCAGCUGAAAUCCAAAAAGCUAAAUAAGACAAAUGAGUUUCAGGAUAGUUCAGAAAGUGAACCUGAACUCUUUAUUAGUGGGGAUGAGCUGAUGAACCAGAGUCAGAGCAAUAAGAAGGGAUGGAAAACCAAGAGGAACCUUAGGACUGCUAGUGACCUGGAUGAGUUUAAAUGUCGGAAAGCUAAUGACAAAGAUGAUGGCAGGUUGGGAAGCCAAGGAUUUGUCUACGUCAUGGCAAACAAACAGCCUUUAUGGAAUGAGGCAACACAAGUAUACCAGUUGGACUUUGGAGGUCGAGUGACUCAGGAAUCUGCAAAAAACUUUCAAAUAGAGCUGGAAGGUAGACAGGUUAUGCAGUUUGGACGGAUCGAUGGCAAUGCCUACAUUUUGGACUUUCAGUAUCCCUUUUCAGCCGUCCAAGCCUUUGCAGUUGCUUUGGCUAAUGUGACUCAGCGUCUCAAAUGAGUCGAGUAUGGGCUACUACGUGGACACAUCAUCUGUUCCUUGAACAGGGGAUAAACCAAUGUUUUAGUAACAUAAACAGAACAAGCGGUGAAGCAUUUCAACUGGAAACAAGACAUGACUGCCUAUGUGAAGGCACUCUGUGUGUAUUUUUAUUUUUUUUUUGUUCGUUUUUUUACAUGCAAUAUAGCUGAGGAUGGUUGAGCGGGAGUCAUUUCAUGCUACGGUGGGAACGUGGCUUUUGACUUGUAUUGAUGGUUAUGUUCUGUUGUGUUUGGUGCAAUAGAUGUUAGAAUAUUACGUGGAAAAACUGCCUUAUUUAUAAUAAUAUUAUUUUUGAAAGCCGUAAACUAUGUUGUUCAUUGAUCUUUUUUUUUUGUUUGGAAAAAAUCACAAAAUUAAAUGCAACUAAACAAUAUUUUUAAUACUUGAAUGCAUAAAACAAUUAAUGGGUACUGAAGGUUGUAUAAAUAUCCUUACAGGUGAGUUUUAGGGUGUUUCUAUAACCUGUGAGUCUGUUAACAUUUAUUUGUAUAAAUGCUAGUAUUUCGGUAUGUGAAAAUGUGCUCAUUUUUAAACUUUUUGACAAGAUGCAUUUUUAACUAGAUAACAAUCAUAGGUAUGUGGAGACAUCCUGAGAUGUCUUUACCAUAUGUAUUUCAUUCUAGAAGCAGAUCUGUGCACAUAAAUCUCGACUUCCAGCUGAGGUUCCAAUGCAGUCCAAAAUCACACAAGUUAAAUUGUCUACCUCUUUGUAAGUCCUGCUGACCAGCAAAGAAACACAACCUUGGAAUUGUUGCAUAUGAGGAACGUAACAUUGUUUCUAACUUCAAGUGGAUGUUGAGAUUAACGUAUAUUAGGCGUCUUGGUUCACAGGUUCCAACAUUGUGCGUAAAUGGUUUUGGAAUGAACUUAGCAUGUGCA
Messenger RNA from Rana temporaria (common frog), 7458 nucleotides. It is a transcript of the gene TULP4, whose product is annotated as TUB like protein 4. The coding region runs from base 1834 to 6537 and encodes 1567 amino acids. NCBI's taxonomy places the organism in Eukaryota, Metazoa, Chordata, Amphibia, Anura, Ranidae. The transcript is spliced from 15 exons. The record is from RefSeq and is a predicted model, not a curated record. Gene Ontology annotation, molecular function: protein binding.